This is a messenger RNA of Puccinia triticina, 618 nucleotides long. RefSeq lists its product as uncharacterized. The transcript is spliced from 2 exons. NCBI's taxonomy places the organism in Eukaryota, Fungi, Basidiomycota, Pucciniomycetes, Pucciniales, Pucciniaceae. The record is from RefSeq and is a predicted model, not a curated record. Bases 1 to 618 code for a protein of 205 amino acids.
AUGAGUAGGGGCUGGCUCGAGGGGAUUGGCAGCGUCAAGGGCAGGGGCGCUCCCGGUGGUGACUUGAUGAUUGGCUCCGGGGCUGGGAGAGGAGAGUUCUUGGGGAUCGUCGGCAGAAUCAGAGGUUGCGCAUGUUCUGAAGCCGAAACGCGACUGAAAUUCUCCUUAACCGGCAUAAAUGGCGUUGGCCGGGGAAGAUCCAACUUGGUAUUCUUUUUACCAUCUGAAGAUGAAGAAGCCGUCAGCUGCGAGGGCAGCCCAAGCAAGGGUGUGAAAUGCACGUACCCAAAGACAAUCGCAUCCUCUUCGCAGCUGGGUUUGGGGAUGAGGGUCGAGCAGACCCAUCUAAAAGCCAUUCCAAUCAGUUUUCCGGUAAGGGCUAAAGAUUGCCAAGUCGCUAGGAUUAGAGGAGAGGGAAUCUCACAAGUCUUAAAAACACUCUUUAUGACAUCCAAGGGGGUGUCAGGGGCUGGAGAUGGGACUGAGGCACCCAAGUCUGUGCCUGGAGGAACAGAUGACGGGCCGGGGGAGUCUGGCUCGGCAAACUGCUAUUUGUCAAAUGAUAAACCAGCCAUUAACAUCAGUCAGGGGGAGGAGGUAUACCUGUCUGGCAUCUGA